AUGGUCGCCACCGCUCCGCGGGAAAAGACCCAGUUACCUAUCACGGUCAUCGCCAUGCCAGGGGCCUUCGACGACUUGCUGUCCAGCAAUAACUACGUCGUCGUCGACUUCCACACCCCACGCCGUAGGGUCACCUUCGCUAAACUGAACGUCAAUGAGGUGCCCGAGGUGGCCGGCCGAUAUCGCGUGGCCAGCCUGCCGAUCUUCACCCUGAUUAGGGACUAA
Messenger RNA from Colletotrichum truncatum, 225 nucleotides. The record is from RefSeq and is a predicted model, not a curated record. Lineage: Eukaryota; Fungi; Ascomycota; Sordariomycetes; Glomerellales; Glomerellaceae.